Messenger RNA from Oppiella nova, 722 nucleotides. Lineage: Eukaryota; Metazoa; Arthropoda; Arachnida; Sarcoptiformes; Oppiidae. The record is from the annotation of a GenBank genome assembly.
UGAGUCUUCUGGAGUAUGUGGUGCGCAUGUAUAUCAAUAACUACUGCUCGGAGGUGUUGUCUGUUGACGAGAUCCGGUUCCCACUGCCGGAGCCGUCGGAUCUGGAGAGGGCGUCGGCUAUAGUUUUUGAUGAUAUCGUUGCGGACAUCAAUACUUUGGAGAAUAACAUGCAUUCCUGCGAACGAAAAGUGGAUAAAGUGUUGAAAUUCGCUCAAAAUCCGCAGCACAUCGAGCCGUUUGAGUCGCGAAUGAAGACAUUUAUAGAAAAGGCGAAGAAUCAGAUCCGGGAGAUGAAGGAGAAUGUGGAGGAAUGUCAGCAAAAGUUCCCCGAGACUAUGCAUUACUUUAUAUACAAACCGAAGUCCAGUAAAGAGUGCGAUUGGCCUAAAGAGUUCUUCGCCCAUUGGAUCCCCUUUAGCAGGGAUUUCAAGGAUAUAUUCAAACGCGAGAUCCAGCGGACGAUUAAACAAAAUGUUGAGAAACAGAAGCAAAAAGUGAAAGAAUUGACAGAAAGUAAACAAUUAGAACAACAGAAGUCUAAGAAGAAGAUCACUUCCGGAGGACUAAAGGAGAAGAUAUUGAAACAGCAGAACAAGUCAUGAGAUUAUCAUAUAUUUAAUGUAUUGAUUGGAUGAACGCUUAUUUGGUCUCGAAAUCAAAGUCAAGAAUAUUCUUAUAUUUAUUGUAAAAACUAAUGAUUAACUAAUGGGACUAUAACUUAG